UCUUGGGGGUGGGUGCGGGCCGGAGGCGACCGAUCCUUUCAGAGCCGGGCCGAGGUGAAGGAAAAGCUGGAGUGGACUUUCUGUUCCGGGAGAACAUCCAAGAUGUGCUAUCUGCGCUGCCCAAUCCUGAUGACUACUUCCUCCUGCGCUGGCUCCGAGCUUGGAGCUUUGACCUGCAGAAAUCAGAGGACAUGCUGAGGAAGCAUAUGGAGUUCCGGAAGCAACAAGACCUGGCCAACAUCCUUGCCUGGCAGCCCCCAGAGGUGGUCAGGCUGUACAACGCUAACGGCAUAUGCGGCCACGACGGUGAGGGCAGCCCUGUCUGGUACCACAUCGUGGGAAGCCUGGACCUCAAAGGCCUCUUGCUCUCGGCCUCCAAACAGGAGUUGCUCAGGGACAGCUUCCGGAGCUGCGAGCUGCUCCUGCGGGAGUGUGAGCUGCAGAGUCAGAAGCUGGGGAAGAAGGUGGAGAAAAUCAUAGCUAUUUUUGAUCUCGAAGGGCUGGGCCUGAGGGAUCUGUGGAAGCCAGGAAUAGAGCUUCUCCAGGAGUUUUUGUCAGCACUCGAGGCAAAUUACCCUGAGAUCUUGAAGAGUUUAAUUGUUGUGAGAGCCCCCAAGCUAUUCGCCGUAGCCUUCAACCUGGUCAAGUCUUACAUGAGUGAAGAGACACGCAGGAAGGUGGUGAUUCUCGGAGAAAACUGGAAGCAGGAGCUGACAAAAUUCAUCAGCCCCGACCAGCUGCCUAUGGAGUUUGGGGGGACCAUGACUGACCCCGAUGGCAACCCCAAGUGCCUGACCAAGAUCAACUACGGGGGUGAGGUGCCCAAGAGCUACUACCUGUGCAAGCAGGUGAGGCUGCAGUAUGAGCACACGAGGUCCGUGGGCCGCGGCUCCUCCCUGCAGGUGGAGAAUGAGAUCCUGUUCCCGGGCUGUGUGCUCAGGUGGCAGUUUGCUUCAGAUGGUGGGGACAUCGGCUUUGGGGUUUUCCUGAAGACCAAGAUGGGGGAGCGGCAGAGUGCUAGGGAGAUGACAGAGGUGCUGCCCAGCCAGCGCUACAAUGCCCACAUGGUGCCUGAGGAUGGGAUUCUCACCUGCCUCCAGGCCGGCAGCUAUGUUCUGAGGUUUGACAACACCUACAGCCUGGUUCAUUCUAAACGCAUCAGCUACACCGUGGAGGUACUGCUCCCAGACCAAACCUUCAUGGAGAAGAUGGAGAAAUUCUAGGUGAACCUCAUGGUCCCCACACCCUCCUCUUUGAUCUCUGAAUCCACAAUGAGUUCACAGCCUUCCCUGACCAGACCCUGUUCAACCUCUCAGGAACAGGGAUUCUACAACAGCAGGUCACAGCCUAUGCAUCACAGCUGGCCCACUCCUCAGGAACGGCUGGGACAGUGUCCUAGUGGUGGCCCGAUGGUCACAGCAAAGCAACACAAACACUCCAUCCCCACUAUGACCUGCUGUGACCUCAAGCUCAGCAAAAACCCCAGGCUUUUUUCUAUCAACCAAUACCAAGAAAUAAGUUACUCUUCUAAAAUAUAGUAUUAGGCCAGGCAUGGUGGCUCAUACCUGUAAUCCCAGCACUUUGGGAAGCCAAAGCGGGCAGAUCAUUUGAGGUCAAGAGUUCGAGACCAGCCUGGCCAACAUGGUGAAACCCUCAUCUCAACUAAAAAUACAAAAAUUAGCCAGGUGUGAUGGUGCCUGCUUGUAAUUCCAGCUACUUGGGAGGCUGAGGCAGGAGAGUCGCCUGAACUUGGUAGGCAGAGGUUGCAGUGAGCUGAAAUCAUGCCACUGCACUCCAGUCUGGAUGACAGAGUGAGACUCUGUCUCAAAAAAAUAAAAUAAAAUAAAAUAGUAUUAAUAGGAAAUUUGAAAUAUAGUAUAGCUGACAGAUCAGGAAAUAAUUACCAUUGAAAAGAUAGUUUAUUACUCACAGUUCCCAACAGGAGGGGCCACUGUGCCAUAGGGGGAAGAGGAGGGGUCCGCAGGGAGGCAUCAGGGCCGAACAUGAUGCACAUGAGACAGAAAAACUCUGGACAAAGCAACUUUACUUUUAUGAUGGUUUCUGCAGGAAGGAACUGGUGAGGCAGGGUAAGCAGGCUUGAGAUUUGCUAGUUUGAAUAAUUUCAGCAGGCUCCGUGGAAUAGGGGCUGUCACUAGCUGUCUGGUAUCUUGCCCUGGGGUGAUUACAGCAGGUGGAUAGUGGCCUGGAGCAUGAGAAUCUGAUAAAGGAGGUAGUUGGAAUAUGGUUUAUAUCAGUUGGUUUGCAUUCGAGAAGUGCAUUUGUGGGCAAGUUGCUAUAUCUCUAGGAGAGGCAGGCCCUCCAGGAUUAGCAAAACCUCAGAUGUUAAAGCAUGCAGGAAAUAAAAGACAUGGUUCAAAUAGUUCCCUAACAAGCAGUUGUGCAAUGCUGCUCUGAAUGGAAAUCCAACCUCACAGUUUCCCAUCUAGAAAGAAUUUUAAACUCUCUAUUCUGUCUUCCACAUACACGUUCCCUCCCACUGUUACAGCAUCUGAGAAUCUGCUUGAGCUCUGGAUCUUCAUCCAAUCUCCUGAUUAAGAUUUCAAACUGGCCAGGUGCAGUGGCUCACACCUGUAAUCCCAGCACUUUGGGAGGCUGAGGCAUGUGGAUUGCUCGAGGCCAGGAGUUUGAGACCAGCCUGGACAACAUGGCGAAACCCCGUCUCUCCGAAACAUACACAGAUUAGCUGGGUGUGGUGGCGGCGAGUGCCUGCAGUCCCAGCUACUUGGGAGGCUGAGGUGGGAGGAUCUCUGGAACCCAGGAGGCGGAGGUUGCAGUGAGUUGAGAUUGCACCACUGCACUCCAGCCUGGGAAACAGAGCAAGACCCUGUCUUAAAAAAAAAAAAAUUCAGACUGGGCCUCACAGUAGGACACUAGGUCGGUGUCAGCCCACAGUCCUACUAGAAUGCUGUCCUGCGAUCAGGCCUUUUUGGGUCUGGCUAUGCUGUCAGCUGAGAUUCUGCCCAGGAUCCUGUCACUCACAUGUUGUCCCAGCUUGUUCUCAAUGUGGCAGCCCCAAUUGACAGCCAAAGUUCUUCCCUAAUUGCCUACUUUACAGGAAUCCUGUCCAAAAAUGGAAACACGGGCAUUCAGCAGCCCUUGCUCUCCCUCAGCCCCUCCCCUGACAGCCACUGAUCUGUUCUUCAUCCCUACACUUUUGAUUUUUUCCAGAGUGUCAUAUAAAUGGAAUCAUGCAAUAUUUAGCCUUUUGAUUCUGGCUUUCUUUAGUCAGCAUAAUGCCUCUGAGAUUCAUUCACUUUGUCGCAUGUGUUAAUAUUUAGUUGCUUUUCGUUGCUGAGUAAUAUACCACUGUAUGGAUGGAUCACGCUGUGUUUAUCCCUUCCCCUGUUAAAGGCUGGUAGAGUCGCUUCCAGUUUGGGGGCGAUUAUGA
Molecule: messenger RNA, 3409 nt
Organism: Gorilla gorilla gorilla (western lowland gorilla)
Lineage: Eukaryota; Metazoa; Chordata; Mammalia; Primates; Hominidae
Gene: SEC14L6
Product: SEC14 like lipid binding 6
Exons: 12
Coding region: 192-1223 (343 amino acids)
Cellular component (GO): cytoplasm
Source: RefSeq, a predicted model, not a curated record